Molecule: messenger RNA, 1303 nt
Organism: Vidua macroura (Pin-tailed whydah)
Lineage: Eukaryota; Metazoa; Chordata; Aves; Passeriformes; Viduidae
Product: serine/threonine-protein kinase pim-1-like
Exons: 6
Coding region: 1-1260 (419 amino acids)
Biological process (GO): protein autophosphorylation
Cellular component (GO): cytoplasm
Molecular function (GO): protein serine/threonine kinase activity; ATP binding
Source: RefSeq, a predicted model, not a curated record
AUGCCCUGCAAGCAGCUGCUGCUGCCAAGUGCCUGGGGCUGGGGCGGCAUCGCCGCCCUUUGGCUCCGCCUGGCCCGAGCCCGGCCCCGGCCCCGACGUGGGCUCCAGUCCCGGCCCCGGCCCCGGCUCCUCCCGGGCCCCGCGGAGGACACAGGCGGCGCGGCCGCUGCCGCCGCCUCCGCUGCGGCUUCCCCGGCCCGAGCUCCGCCGCUCGGCAGCGCGGCCGCCGGCCCCGAGCCGCCGCUGUCCCGUUGCCAGCAGAGAACGCCUGGGGAUGGCCGGCCCGGGGCGCUCGGGGGGCGCUCGGGGGCCGCUCCUGGCCCCGGGCCGAGCGCUGACAGCCGCGUCCCGCCCGCAGGGAAGGCGCAGGAGGCCCUGCAGGAGCGCUACCGGCUGGGUUCGCUGCUGGGCAGCGGCGGCUUCGGCAGCGUCUUCGCGGCCACGCGGCUCUCGGACGGCGCCCCGGUGGCCAUCAAAAGGGUGCCGCGGGAUCGCAUCCGGCACUGGGGCGAGCUGGUGAGUGAGCGGGGCCAGCGGCAGAAGCCGGGCCGGCUUCCCCAGCCCCGGCACGGCCUCAGCCCCACUGACGGCAUCGCGCUCCUCCCGCAGCCCGACGGCACCAGCGCACCCCUGGAGAUCGUGCUGCUGGCCAAGGUGGCCUCUGGCUGCGCUGGUGUCAUUCAGCUCCUGGAGUGGCUCCAGCUCCCCGACAGCUUCUUGCUGGUGCUGGAGCGCCCGGAGCGGUGCCAGGACCUGUCGGGUUUCCUGGCGGAGCGGAGGUUCCUGCCGGAGGAGGAGGCGCGGGGGCUGUUCCGCCAGGUGCUGGAGGCCGUGCGGCACUGCACCAGCUGCGGGGUCCUGCACAGGGACAUCAAGCCCCAGAACAUCCUGCUCGACCUGGCCACCGGGCAGCUUAAACUGAUCGACUUUGGCUGUGGCGCCUUCCUCCAAGACACAGCCUACACCCAGUUUGCAGGAACCCUGUCCUACAGCCCACCAGAGUGGAUCCACCACCGACGCUACCACGGCGAGGCAGCGACCAUCUGGUCCCUGGGCCUCCUGCUGUGCCACCUGGUUAUGGGCAAGCACCCGUUCAGGAGGGGCCAGGAGAUCAUCUGGGGGCGGAUCUUGUUCCCACGACGGCUCUCUCAAGAGUGCCAGGAUGUCAUUAAGAGGUGUUUGUCCAUGCAGCCCUUGGACAGGCCGUCCUUAGAAGAGCUUUUCCGUGAUCCUUGGGUGCAGGGUGUUCCUCUGCCCUAGAGGAUGGGAGAGAUCCACGUGCACAGUUGGAUCCAGGGGCCUG